UUCUCUCUCUUUCUUUCUCUCUCCUCUGUCAUCACUCACUGUGACUGUAAACACUUGUUUUUUCUCAGCAAAAAAUCCUCACUCGGUCUUAAUCGAAAGUGAUAGGCCACAAAAGAGGCCCUUUGGUUUUUCAUUUCAUUUCAUUUCUUUCUCUCUGCCUUCAUGGCGAUCUCGAACAACGUGUCACUCGUGCAGGUUAAUUCCAAUUGGGUCAUGUUUUUGGGUCAUCGGGGUUUUGCUUCAAUUUUGCAAAACUGAACUAAAAAACAAAACUUUUUACUUGCUUCUCUUCUUCUACUUUCGGGGGUUGUUUUUUUUUUCUUUUUCUUUUUUUUUUUUGCUGAAUUUGUUUGGGGAAGUUGUGGAGGUUUUGUUUGAUUUUUGUUUUUGAAGUUGGUGUUGUUGGUUUUGUUGAGUAUGGAGUGCAUUGGUUAGGUAGAGGAAAAAUGAUUAUGGAAUGGAAAUUGCAAUGGCUUGAAGCAAAUUGAAGUUUAUGGCUUUAAGCUAGGGUUUCAUUUUCAUUUCAUGUGUUUUUUUGUUAUUGCUAAAUUUAUACUACUGUUGUCUUUGAAUGAAAGAGAAAUAAAGGAAAAGGGUAAAGCUUUGAUGAUAUGAAGCUUUCAACAUCAGGGUUGGGUCAACAGGGACAUGAAGGAGGAGGAGGGGAGAAGAAGUGUCUGAAUUCUGAGCUAUGGCAUGCAUGUGCUGGGCCCUUAGUGUCCCUACCAACUGCAGGAACUCGUGUGGUUUACUUCCCUCAGGGUCAUAGUGAACAGGUAUCUGCCACAACUAACAGAGAAAUUGAUGGGCAUAUACCAAAUUAUCCUAGCUUGCCACCUCAGUUGGUUUGCCAACUUCACAAUGUGACAAUGCAUGCAGAUGUUGAAACAGAUGAAGUAUAUGCCCAAAUGACACUACAGCCGUUGACUCCGGACGAGCAGAAGGAUACGUUUCUUCCUAUGGAAUUAGGCAUUCCAAGUAAGCAGCCGUCAAACUAUUUUUGCAAGACUUUAACAGCCAGUGACACUAGCACACACGGAGGAUUCUCUGUUCCUCGUCGUGCGGCUGAGAAAGUGUUCCCUCCACUGGAUUUCUCGCAGCAACCACCAGCACAAGAACUGAUUGCUAGGGAUCUCCAUGACGUUGAAUGGAAGUUUCGACAUAUUUUUCGGGGACAGCCAAAACGGCACCUUCUUACAACAGGCUGGAGUAUAUUUGUUAGUGCCAAGAGACUCGUUGCUGGAGAUUCUGUCCUUUUCAUAUGGAAUGAGAAGAAUCAGCUUCUUUUGGGAAUACGUCGAGCCAAUCGACCGCAAACCGUAAUGCCAUCAUCAGUUCUUUCCAGUGACAGUAUGCACAUUGGACUUCUUGCAGCCGCUGCCCAUGCUGCAGCAACUAAUAGCUGUUUUACUGUCUUCUAUAAUCCAAGGGCUAGUCCGUCUGAGUUUGUCAUACCACUUUCAAAAUACAUCAAAGCCGUGUAUCAUACACGAAUUUCUGUUGGUAUGCGCUUCAGGAUGCUUUUCGAGACUGAAGAGUCAAGUGUCCGCAGGUACAUGGGUACAAUAACCGGCAUAAGUGAUCUGGAUGCUGUUCGGUGGCCGAACUCUCAUUGGCGCUCUGUCAAGGUUGGUUGGGAUGAAUCAACAGCAGGAGAGAGACAGCCACGGGUGUCAUUAUGGGAAAUUGAGCCUUUAACAACGUUCCCAAUGUAUCCUUCAUUGUUUCCCGUCAGAUUGAAGCGUCCAUGGCAUCCUGGCACCUCAUCUUUGCUUGAUGGAAGAGAUGAAGCAGGAAAUGGUCUAAUGUGGAUGAGAGGUGGACCUGCAGACCAAGGUCUCAAUUCCCUAAAUUUUCAAGGUGCUGCUGGUUUGUUGCCCUGGAUGCAGCAGAGACUAGAUCCAUCUUUGCUUGGAAAUGAUCAGAAUCAACAAUACCAAGCCAUGUUGGCAGCUGGAUUGCAGAACAUGGGUAGUGGAUAUAUCAUGAGGCCACAGAUGAUGAAUUUUCAGCAACAGCCUAUCCAUUAUCAUCUUCAAUCAGGAAACAAUAACUCGCCUUUGCAACUUCAGCAGCCACAAGCAGUUCAACACUCUGGGUCUUCUAAUAUGCUGCAGCCACAACAAGCUCAAUUACUUACAGAAAACCUGUCUCAGCACCUUCUUCAGAAACCAAAUAACAAUCAAGAAGUCCAAGCUCAACAGCAGCAGCAUCAUACUUAUCAAGAUACACUUCUGAUUCAAAAUGAUCAACUCCAUCAGAGACAACCCUCCAACGUGCCUUCACCGUCGUAUUCAAAACCAGAUUUUCUGGAUUCAAACAUGAAGUUCACUGCUUCAGUUCCCCCUGGACAAAACAUGCUUAGUUCACUUUGCUCUGAAGGAACUGGCAAUCUCUUGAAUCUAUCGAGUCUAUCUAGAGGCGGUCAGUCCUUGUUGACUGAACAGUUACCGCAACAAUCAUGGACACCAAAGUAUGCAGAUAUGCAGGUCAAUGCCUUUGGCAGCACAAUGUCACAUGCACAAUAUUCCGGAAAAGAUUCUGCAAUGGUGACUCCACAUUGUGAUUCAGAUGCCCAAAAUCGUACUCUCUCGGGUGUCAAUAUCGAUUCAUCUGGCCUUCUACUCCCCACCACUGUCCCGGGUUACACCACUUCAUCCGCUGACACUGAUGCAUCCACAAUGCAACUAGGGGAGUCUGGAUUCCAGGGCUCUCUAUACGCUUGCAUGCAAGAUUCGUCUUCGUUUUUGCACAAUGCGGGGCAAAUCGAUCCACAAAACCAGAACCCAACAUUUGUCAAGGUUUACAAAUUGGGUUCGGUUGGGCGCUCACUUGACAUCUCGCGAUUCAGCAGCUAUCGUGAACUGCGAGAGGAGUUGGGUCAGAUGUUUGGAAUUGAGGGGAAGUUAGAAGACCCUCUUAGAUCAGGCUGGCAGCUUGUGUUCGUCGACAGGGAGAAUGACGUGCUUCUCCUUGGCGACGAUCCGUGGGAAUCAUUCGUGAAUAACGUUUGGUAUAUCAAAAUACUUUCUCCUGAAGAUAUUCAGAAGAUGGGAGAACAAGCGGUAGAAACGCAUGCGCUAGGUUCAGGACAAAGGCUUAGCGACAGUGGUGCGGAUUCUCACCAUGUUGUUUCUGGACAACCACCAUCAAUUGGCUCACUUGAAUACUGAGAACGAGAUGAUUCCAAAAUGUAACCUUCAUGUUCCACGGUUAAGACAAUUUCUGUACGUGUAUUAUUUUCGGUCGAAUAUACUGUUGAUCUAUUCCACUUGUUGUCAUCUAUAUUAUUAAUGUCAGGAUUGAGAAGAAAAAAUACAUUUAUGAUAAAAAUUUAGGACAAGCUUUUGUGUCAAUCUGAACUUGGCAAAGUGAAAGCCAGAAUUAGUGCUGCUACUAUUUUAGCAUUUCAUUAACUUAUUGCAUGUACUUAUGUACUCUAGAGAAGACUUUAAGAUUAAGUUGUCUUUAUAUCCUACCUCCUUUAAGUACUCCAACUUCUACCUACUAUAUGAGUAAUAUGACUCUGCUGUCAUUAGAAUCGCAA
Cicer arietinum (chickpea) is the source of this 3547-nucleotide messenger RNA. The record is from RefSeq and is a predicted model, not a curated record. Lineage: Eukaryota; Viridiplantae; Streptophyta; Magnoliopsida; Fabales; Fabaceae.